UCUCUGUCCCUUACGUUUCUCUUUCUGAGGGCUUCUCUGUGUUGGCAUAAAGAUACCGAAAAGGUAUGUGGAAUCCCAUUUUCUCUGCAGUAACACACCCUCUACUUCUUGUUUCAUCGUCCACUCACGCAGAACACACAGCACGCCAGCAGAUAAAAUACAUAAACUCAUGAACUACUACUCUCCCAUUUCUUGUACUCUCUGAAUCCAAAAGCUAACCGUUUGGUGAUAAACCCACUGUUCUUAAAGGUACCAUAGCAAAGGUAUUUAAGAAAUGUGCAUGCUGCUGCAGGAGGAUUCCAGAUUUUUCUUGAGAGCUCCCGACUUAAAAUAAAUUAUUGGAGAAAUUUUCUUGGCUUUACGUUUUCAGUUUUCAUUUUUUUCUUGUUUGAUUUUGAAGUAAAGUUGCCUUUUUGACUUGGCCUGUAAAUGGGGAGCUCUGGUGAAGACCCCAAGAAGACCAUUGAUGCUUCUGUGGGGGGUUUGGUUUGGGUCCGCCGAAGAAACGGAUGUUGGUGGCCCGGAAAGAUUCUUGGCCCGGAUGAAUUGCCCGAGGGUUGUGUGCCUACGCCGAGAGCCGGGACCCCUGUAAAGCUUCUUGGUAGAGAGGAUGCAAGUGUGGACUGGUAUAAUCUGGAGAAAUCAAAAAGAGUGAAAGCUUUUCACUGUGGGGAGUAUGACGAUUGCAUUGAGAAAGCCAAGGCAUCUGCGUCUCAUCUCUCUAAGAAGGCAGCGAAAUAUGCUCGAAGAGAAGAUGCCAUUCUUCAUGCGCUUGAGCUUGAAAGUGCUCGAUUUGGGAGAGAUCAUCAGGACUUCUCUGCUACACCAGAGACACAAGAUGGCGAGCAUCAUCAUGCUGCCGACUCCCCUUCUACAUGCCAUCCAAGUGAAGAAAGUGAAGAUGUUGACGACGAUUUGAAUAGCUCUGAAGACGAUUCAGAUUCAGCCCAGGAACUUUCACAGUCUGGAGUAUCAUUUGAGGAACCAGAUCAUGUGAAUUCAGCCAAGGAAGAAUCCAAACAUCGGAGAACUCCAAAUGAUUCAGAGGACGAUGGGAUUGGAGUAAAGCGCAUGAGGGGACUUGAGGACCUGGGAAUGGGUGUAGCAUCAUCACCGAAAAGGAAAAGAUCUCAGGUCGCUCAUGUUCAUGAAUUUUUGAAAAGGAAGAACCGCCGCCGUACUUUGACAAAGGUUUUGGAGAGUACUACUAUGGUGUCUGUUCCUGUUGUUUCUGAACAAUUUCCCAGCCCAACUGGAUCCUCUGUACCAGUAGCAUCAGACAGCAAGUUUUCUGGAUUGGAGUCUAGCGAAUCAAAGAAUAACAACUCAGUUGUAAUCAAUAACAACUCAGAUAGUAAUGGAGUUUCAUGCGAGAAUGAAACAUUGUUGGAUGCAUCUAAGCACUGUACCGAUGCUUCCUUAAAAUGCAAACAGAAGGACGCUGAAGUUUCUAGUAUGGGUAUUCCUGAUAAUGAGUCUAUGCAAAAGUUGUUUGAUGUGCCUCUUGUUGCCGAAGAAAAGCACUCAGCAGGCAUGCCUCAGGUUGUUCCUGAUGCAUCACAGAGGGGAACAGCUGGUGCCAGAGCCCAAUCCAGCCAAAGUAGUCAUGUUGAAACCAUAUCUCCGGGAAAUGAGGAGCACAAUGAGUCAGGCUCUACUGGUUCAGCUACAGCAAACAUCCAUCAUAUCAGCCAGAGGAUAGAGAAAAGCACUACCGAGUGGCAGUUAAAGGGGAAGAGAAAUUCUCGGUCGAGGAAAGUGGAUGUUGAUGACGACGCAGAAACAUAUGUCGCCUCUAACGAUGUCAAUCGGUCCCUAGUUUCAGAUGGUGGAGGCCAUCAUGUCAAGUCAAGACCAAUUACAGAAACUCAGGUCGAAGAAUUUCGUGGUUGGAGCUGGAACGCUCCUCCAAAAGAAUCUCGUGGAAGAGGACCAACACCAGAGUUGCUGGUUCCCCAGAGGUUACUCCCUUAUCGUCAGUCUCGCUUCACAGUCAAUCCAAAGUACGACUCCUCUGACUUCUCUCUUAGACACCAUAUUGCUGGUUCCGCCUUGUACGACGUCACUGUCAAGGUGAAGUCCAGCUACCAACCUCAGCGUGUCCCGUAUAUCUCGCUGGUGAGCAAGUUAAAUGGGCAACCAAUCAUAGGUCAUCCUAUCACAGUCGAGGCAUUAGACGAUGGCUUUUGCAACAAUCUAUUUGUUGUCUCUGAAUGUCGUAGCAGCAGUUCCGAGUUGGACGACGAAAAACAUGUUGGCACUGUUUAUCAGCAACGGCCACACAGACGACCGCACAGUAAGCAUCGGUCAGCAUACAGUUUACCAGCAAAACCUCCAAGAUCAAAGAGGAACUCAAUUUUGUCCAAGAAGAUCAGGAAGCUAUCCUCACUUACAGGUUCUCACAGACUAAGUAGGGAAGAGAAGAAACGAGUCCCAGACAAGCUCAAGGGCCCUUCUAUAGCUUGUGUCCCAUUAAACGUAGUUUUUAGUCGGAUCAAUGCAGCCUUGACUAGCUCAGUGCGAUACCCACCCCGUUUGAUUGCUACGAGCAACGUGUGAAGUUAGUUUUUGGAGAUGGAAGAAUUGUCUUCUUAGCUGCUGGAGAUUUUGGUGACACUCUUGCUCUGAGACUAUGCUAAGUUGUACAUUCUGCACUGCAGGUAGAAAUUCUUUUUACAAUAAUGGUGACAUUUGUUUUUCAUAGGAACUACAGAAUUGUUGUAGAGGUGGUGGUGUUGGUGUUGAGCUGCUUUUGCUGUGUAUAUAUUGUAAAAGUAGUUGAGUCCUGAUGAUAAUCAAGUUUCUUUCUUUUAUUAUUUUCUCUUUUUCUUUUUUCUUU
Messenger RNA from Sesamum indicum (sesame), 2839 nucleotides. RefSeq lists its product as uncharacterized. NCBI's taxonomy places the organism in Eukaryota, Viridiplantae, Streptophyta, Magnoliopsida, Lamiales, Pedaliaceae. The record is from RefSeq and is a predicted model, not a curated record.